Molecule: messenger RNA, 315 nt
Organism: Prunus armeniaca (apricot)
Lineage: Eukaryota; Viridiplantae; Streptophyta; Magnoliopsida; Rosales; Rosaceae
Source: the annotation of a GenBank genome assembly
AUGGAGUUAAGGUUUAUGGCAGACAGAAAAUAUUUGGGACUUCCUACAGUAGCUAGAAAAAAUAAAAAAUUGUUGUUUUGCACUCUUAAAGAUCGCAUCUGGAAGAAGAUCACUGGAUUGGAAGGUUGGUUACUCUCGAAAGCUAUGAAGGAAGUUUUGAUUAAGGUAGUUUGCCAAGCUAAGUCUACUUACUCAAUGAGCAUCUUCAAGCUCCCCAUUGGUGGUCUAAGGGUGCUACGCGAGAGAUUCAUUGGAAAAACUGGAAAGCACUAUGUCAAUAUAAGUCGAAAAAAAGGUUGGGUUUCCGGGAGUUAG